This is a messenger RNA of Castor canadensis (American beaver), 1333 nucleotides long. It is a transcript of the gene Nhlrc1, whose product is annotated as NHL repeat containing E3 ubiquitin protein ligase 1. Gene Ontology annotation, cellular component: nucleus. Lineage: Eukaryota; Metazoa; Chordata; Mammalia; Rodentia; Castoridae. Gene Ontology annotation, biological process: protein polyubiquitination; proteasome-mediated ubiquitin-dependent protein catabolic process. Gene Ontology annotation, molecular function: protein binding; ubiquitin protein ligase activity. The record is from RefSeq and is a predicted model, not a curated record.
GACUGCGCCAUGGGGGACGAAGCCCCCGGGACCGCACCGGCGCUGCCGGAGCUGCUGCGCGAGGCUGACACCAGCCUGCUUGAGUGCAAGGUGUGCUUUGAGAGGUUCGGCCACCGCCAGCAGCGACGCCCGCGCAACCUGCCCUGCGGCCACGUGGUCUGUUUGGCUUGCGUGGCCGCUCUGGCACAUCCGCGGACGCUGGCCCUCGAGUGUCCCUUCUGCCGGCGAGCCUGCCGGGCCUGCGACACCAGUGACUGUCUGCCGGUGCUGCACCUCCUGGAGCUCCUGGGCUCCACCGUUCACCAGUCCCCGGCUGCGCCCUGCGCCGCCCCUUGCGCCCCCAGGGCCCUCACCUGCCACCACGCGUUUGGCGGGUGGGGGACCCUGGUCAACCCCACGGGGCUGGCACUGUGUCCCAAGACAGGACGGGUUGUGGUGGUGCACGAUGGUAAGAGGCGGGUGAAGAUCUUUGACUCCGGGGGAGGAUGUGCGCAUCAGUUUGGAGAGAAGGGGGAUGCUGCCCAGGACGUUAGGUACCCACUGGACGUCACCGUCACCAACGACUGCCAUGUGAUUGUCACCGAUGCCGGCGACCGCUCCAUCAAAGUGUUUAAUUUUUUUGGCCAGAUCAAGCUCGUCAUUGGAGGCCAGUUCUCCUUGCCUUGGGGUGUGGAGACCACGCCUCAGAAUGGGCUCCUGGUAACUGAUGCAGACACAGGGUCCCUGAACCUUCUGGAAGUCGAUUUCGCAGAAGGGGUUCUUCAGAGAACUGAAAGGUUGCAAGCUCACCUAUGCAAUCCCCGUGGGGUGGCCGUGUCUUGGCUCACGGGGGCCAUCGCAGUCCUAGAACACCCCUCAACAACACUGGCGACCGGGGCCAGCAGCACCAGGGUGAAGGUGUUUAGCUCCAGUAUGCAGCUGAUCAAUCAGGUGGAUACCUUUGGGUUGAGCCUCUUCUUUCCCUCCAGAAUAACUGCUUCAGCUGUGACCUUCGAUCAUCAGGGAAAUGUGAUUAUUGCAGAUACCGCUGGUGCAGCAAUCCUAUGCUUGGGAAAACCAGAGGAGCUUCCAGUAUUGAAGCCCAUCGUCACUCAUGGUCUUUCCCGUCCUGUGGCACUGACCUUCACCAAGGAGAAUUCUCUUCUUGUGCUGGAUACUGCAUCCCAUUCUAUAAAAGUCUAUAAAGUUGACUGGGGGUGAGAGGGUGUGGUGGGAUCCUGGGGCCUGGAGUCAGAAGUCCUGGUGCUGUCACUAGUGAGUCGUUUAACCCUGCAUAAGUCACUUAAUUCAUCCAUCCACAGACAUGGGUAAUGAUAACUCCCUGGCAGAAUUA